Messenger RNA from Oppiella nova, 410 nucleotides. The record is from the annotation of a GenBank genome assembly. NCBI's taxonomy places the organism in Eukaryota, Metazoa, Arthropoda, Arachnida, Sarcoptiformes, Oppiidae.
AUUCUGAUGUUAUAGCCAUUCGUUCAGUGAUUCUCUCCAUCAAAAGAAGAGCAUAUAUUCUGUGAACACAUUUCUUGUAAUCAACCAAAUUUCUCAAUACUUUUUGCACAAAAUAUAUUGAAAAAAAUUAUUGCAUCAAAAUGGGAGACAUCGAGCAAGAGAUCAAUUUGGAUGAGAUCACUGACGAACGGGUUUUGCAAAACCUGUUGGACCAAACAGAGGAUAUCGACGACCGAAAGGCCAUCAGAGCUCGUAUACAGGAGUUGCGAGCCGUGGAGAAAGGUAUUGAAUCUCAUCUCAACUUUCAUAUCAUUUCUGUCACUCUAUUCACUAACUCAUCGUUUAUUAUGUUUUGCGAACUCUAUUACAAAAUACAAAAUUAAUUUUUAUUUAAUAAUCAAAAAGUCGAC